Molecule: messenger RNA, 2799 nt
Organism: Nicotiana attenuata
Lineage: Eukaryota; Viridiplantae; Streptophyta; Magnoliopsida; Solanales; Solanaceae
Exons: 2
Coding region: 1-2799 (932 amino acids)
Molecular function (GO): nucleic acid binding; RNA-DNA hybrid ribonuclease activity
Source: RefSeq, a predicted model, not a curated record
AUGGAAUACAAUAAUGUGAAUGCACAGUUGAUUAGGCACAUAAAAAAUGAAGAGUCAUUUUGGAGACAAAAAGCUGGCUUGAAGUGGUUUACGGAUGGUGACAAUAACACUAGGUUCUUUUACUCUGUAAUUAAUUCUAGAAGGAAAAAAUUACAACUUACAAGAAUCAAGAAGCAAGAUGGUACCUGGAUUGAGAACAAAGAUGAUAUAGCUAUUGAAGCUAUUAACUUUUUUGAGCAACAGGUCACACAAGAAAAUACUUGCAGAGAUUUUUCAAAGCUUAGGGGGCUUAACAGAGUAAUAAAUGAAGAAUAUAACUUGGUUUUAGAGUCACUCCCUACCAUGGAUGAACUGAAACAGGUAGUAUUCUCCAUGGAUAGUAGCAGCUCGCCUGGUCCCGAUGGCAUUUCUGGAAAAUUCUUUCAACACUGCUGGAAUAUAAUUUCUGCUGAUCUCUAUCAGGUGGUUUUGGAAUUCUUCUCUGGGCAACCUCUCACUAGAUCAUUUACUCAUACAUGCCUUGUCCUUAUCCCUAAAAUUGAUAACCCGCAACAAUUCACUGAUUUCAGGCCUAUUAGUCUAAGCAACUUCACUUCCAAAAUUAUCUCAAUGUUGCUUAACAGUAGGCUAGCCCCUCUUAUGAACAGGAUUAUUUCUCCAAACCAAACUGGUUUCCUUAAAGGUAGGUCAAUCUCAGAUAAUGUGAUGCUUACUCAAGAACUUAUUCAUAACUUGAAUAGGCCCAAUGUCAAUGGUAAUGUAGUUUUUAAGCUAGACAUGGCAAAGGCCUUUGACAGAGUUCCUUGGGACUACCUCUGUCAAACUAUGAGGCAAUUAGGCUUUUCUGAAUGUUGGAUUGAUAUGGUUUCAAGAUUGAUCUCAAACAAUUGGUACUCCAUCAAUGUCAAUGGAGUGAGACAUGGGUUUUUCAAAUCCUCUAAGGGCCUUAAGCAAGGAGACCCACUAUCCCCCUCACUUUUUGUCAUUGGAGCAGAAUUGCUGUCUUACAUGAUGGACCAGCUAGUACAUGAUAAUUUUAUUAGUUUUUCUAUGGAUCGAGGCAGUCCCUUAAUCACUCACCUCACAUAUGCUGAUGGCACCAUCCUCUUCUCCUCUGGUGACUUGUUAUCUAUUGCCAUGAUGAUGAAAAAGUUGGAGGACUAUGAACAAGCCUCAGGACAAAUGGUGAAUAAAAGAAAAUCUACAUUCCUGGUAUCUUCUAAAACUCCUUCAACUGUAAUUGAAGACAUCAAAAGCAUCACUAGUUUUUCCCAUUCCCAGUUCCCUUUUACUUAUUUGGGGUGCCCUAUUUACCCUGGGAGAAAGAAAAUUUGCUAUUUUGGAAAUAUGGUGGCCAAAAUAGCAAAUAGAACUCAAGAGAGCGAGAGAAGUUAUCAUUGGUUUUCUUGGCAGAAUUUAUGUUAUCCUAAGACGGAGGGAGGGGUAGGUUUUAGAUCAUUGCAUGACAUUUGCAUUUCUUUUGCUGCUAAAUCCUGGUGGAAUUUCAGAACUCAAAAGUCUCUUCUCACCCUCUUCCUGGAAGCUAAAUACUGCAAAAGAUAUCAUCCACUUGCUAGAAAAAAGAGUUAUACUCAGUCACACUCUUGGAGAAGGCUAAUGGAUAUCAAGAAAGACUGUGAAGCACAUAUUUUAUGGAAUGUAGGAAAAGGUAACCUCUCCUUUUGGUGGGAUAACUGGACCAAUAAAGGAGCCCUUGCUAAUUUAGUUCAACAGGGAAACAAGUCCCAGAAGAUAAAAGUGGCUGAUUUUAUUGCGCACAACCAAUGGAAGCUGGAUAAACUCCGUGAUACUCUCCCUUCUAAUUUGGUUUCUCAUAUUCAAUCUAUCAAGAUUUCUCCUGAAGAGAAAGAUCUUCCUAUUUGGCUCGCAAACCCCACUGGAUCAUUUUCUAGUAAAUCAGCAUGGAAAACUUUUAGAAAAUCUAGAGGCUCUUCCUUCACUACAACUAAGAUCUGGCACCGUAAACUACCUUUUAAAGUAUCUUUUCAUGUUAUGAGAUUAUUAAAUGGUAAGCUUGCAACUGAUGACUCUUUGAUCAGGUUUGGGGUUCAUGGGCCCUCAAAAUGUUAUUGCUGCAUCAAUAGCAAUAUGGAAACUACAAACCAUUUAUUUUGUGAUGGUGAUGUGGCUCUAAAAGUUUGGAAAUAUUUUCAAGAUGCUUGUGGAUUGUCUAUUAACUCUGUUGGUGGUAUUCGGUCCAAAUUCAUCAGAUGGUGGCUCAUCAAACCACAAAACAAAGUUCAUGACAUGAUAUUGCAAUGUCUCCCCUCUAUUAUCUGUUGGGAAAUAUGGAAAUAUAGAUGUACCUACAAAUAUGAGGGUAUCAGAAGUUCAAUUCAUAGAAUCAUUGGUCAAAUUACCUACUUGAUGCAACUGUUGCUUUCUACUGAAUUUCCUUCUCUGCCUUUUAUGUCUUCUUUCCCGAGGAUAUGUCAAUUGGUAGACAUAAUCAAACCUCAACUACACAUUGUUCCUGUGAGAUGGAAUAAACCGAGUGUUGGGGAAUUCAAAUUAAAUGUUGAUGGUUGUAGCAAAGGAAACCCAGGUAAUGCAGGAGGUGGAGGGGUGUUAAGAGAUCAUCUCGGACGUUUGAUCAUGGCUUUCACUGUUUACCUUGGUAGUUGCUCAAAUAAUUCAGCUGAAGCUCAAGCAAUCAAAAUCGGAGUUAGAUGGUGCUUAGAUCAUGGCUUCAACAGGUUGACAGUUGAGUCAGAUUCUCUUGUUGUUAUCCAGAUGAUAAGAGGAGAAAUUUCUACUACUUGGCAUAUAAAAGGAUGA